CUAACAACGUUAACGUGCGUAUUGUUAAAAAACUAAAAAAUAAAAGCUUUUCAAAUGUUUCGUCAGCUGAUGGUAGCGUCAAUAACAACAAUAUGAGUGGAUACUUUUGGGAACUGGUGGGCAUAAGCAGUGCGCUUAAAGUGUUACUAUUGCCCGCCUACUAUUCAACAGAUUUUGAAGUACAUCGCAAUUGGUUGGCUAUAACGCACAGUUUGCCAUUGAACCGGUGGUAUUUGGAUGCAACGAGUGAAUGGACCCUUGACUAUCCGCCUUUUUUCGCCUACUUUGAAUGGCUGCUCUCACAAGUGGCCAAAUAUGUUGAUCCCCAAAUGCUUAUUGUACAGAACUUAAACUAUGCCUCCGAAAAAACGGUUUAUUUCCAGCGCAUUUCAAUUAUUGUCAUGGAUCUGAUCUAUGUGCUAGGCGCACACCGUUGUAUGACCGCCCUUGGAGUCGUACAAUCCACACAGAAGCACAUUGCUGGCUGCAUGCUGCUCUUCUUGAAUGUGGGACUCAUUUUUGUGGAUCACAUUCACUUCCAAUACAAUGGAUUCCUAUUUGGCAUACUGUUCCUGAGCAUAGCUGCGCUGCUUAAGCAGCGGUACUUGUGGAGCGCGUUUGGCUUUGCCGUGCUGCUGAACUUCAAGCAUAUAUUCCUUUAUAUGGCGCCCGCCUUUGCUGUCUAUCUGCUCAAGUUUUAUUGCUUGGGCGAGGGGAAGUUUGUGCAGAAUACGGCUAAGCUGCUCGCUGCAGGACUGACACCAUUUGUGCUGUCCUUUGGUCCCUUCUGGCAACAGUUACCGCAGUUGAUGUCGCGCCUGUUUCCCUUCAAGCGUGGACUAACACACGCCUACUGGGCGCCCAACAUUUGGGCACUCUACAAUACCGCCGAUAAGUUGGCUGCCAGCGUCUUGAAAAGAAGUCGCGAUGCUGAUGCUCCCUCGACUACCUCAGGGCUGGUGCAGGAGGUGCAACACGUAGUGCUGCCUACGAUAACACCCUCCAUUACUUUCGCACUCACUGCCCUAUUUAUGCUGCCCAUUCUGCUGAAGCUCUACCUCACGCCAUCCAGAGAGCAAGCCAAGCUGGUGUUCAUGCGUUCCAUUGUCCUCUGCGCCUGCUCCUCCUUUAUGUUUGGCUGGCACGUGCACGAGAAGGCCAUACUCAUGUGCCUUCUGCCAUUGUGCUUGCUGAGCGUGCUGGAUCAUCGAGAUGCUAGAUUCGCAUACUUCUUGGGCAUCGCUGGCUACUAUUCGCUGUUUCCGUUGCUGUUCGAGGUCGAUUUGCUUGUGCCGCGCUACUCGCUGUACAUGUCCUACGUGGCCAUGAUGUAUGGCCAGCUGGAGCGCGUGUACAAGAGCAAGCCGAGCUUCCAUAUGCUCGAGUGGAUCUACUUCCUGGGCUUCAUAGCCAUUCCAAUCUAUGAGCAUAUAAUCAGUCGGCUAUUGGACCUACAUUUGUUGCUGCCGUUCAUGCCGCUGCUGCUUACCUCUGUGUAUUGUGCGUUGGGCGUGAGCUAUUUCUAUGUACGUUACUAUCUCUACGCCAUGGACUUCCAGUGGCCGCCGAGCUUUGGCAAACGUCGGCGUGUCACUCAAAUCAAAUCCUCAACGUCAAAACGAAAACGCAAAAUCAAAUAAAAAAUGUGUAUACAAGUAUGUAUGCCAGUUAAAGAGCAAUUGCAUUCGCUUGCC
This is a messenger RNA of Drosophila hydei, 1694 nucleotides long. It is a transcript of the gene xit, whose product is annotated as probable dolichyl pyrophosphate Glc1Man9GlcNAc2 alpha-1,3-glucosyltransferase. Gene Ontology annotation, cellular component: endoplasmic reticulum membrane. NCBI's taxonomy places the organism in Eukaryota, Metazoa, Arthropoda, Insecta, Diptera, Drosophilidae. The record is from RefSeq and is a predicted model, not a curated record. The transcript is spliced from 4 exons. Gene Ontology annotation, molecular function: dolichyl pyrophosphate Glc1Man9GlcNAc2 alpha-1,3-glucosyltransferase activity. Gene Ontology annotation, biological process: protein N-linked glycosylation. Bases 93 to 1640 code for a protein of 515 amino acids.